Messenger RNA from Monodelphis domestica (gray short-tailed opossum), 7497 nucleotides. RefSeq names its product FAM161 centrosomal protein B (gene FAM161B). Gene Ontology annotation, cellular component: cilium. Lineage: Eukaryota; Metazoa; Chordata; Mammalia; Didelphimorphia; Didelphidae. The record is from RefSeq and is a predicted model, not a curated record. Gene Ontology annotation, biological process: cilium organization.
GCGCCACCCACCAAUCGCUAAACUUAGCUUGUCAGCAUCUGCAAUAGAAAGAAGAGAGGAAAAAGGAGUAGUGUAGCUUCUUCUCAGCCAAUCAAAAGGCAGUUCUUGUAAUGUUCAUUAGAUGAUACUAGGGUAACUAGUCAGACAGAGAAGGGAAUUGGUUCUGCGGGUCUUGGCCAAUGGGUUUUCAUAUCAAGCGGAGGGGGUAGGGCCAGACUCUGGCGCAACCGCCUAGGUGAGCAGUGCUCUUGUCUCUGUUGCCGCUGCAGCCUCGUAGAGAAAGAUGACCGUGGGGAGAUCUGCAGCCGGAGAAUGCGGAGAACUAGGCAGCCAGAUAUUUUGCCCCAGAUCAUCCUCAGACUCAGAGACCGAGGAAGAACCACAUGAGAAUGGAAUUGUCUUCCACAGGACAGGAAAACUGAAGGAUUUCCUCCAAGAAGAGACUGAGACAGACUUGACUACUUCUGACUCAGAUGACUGCUUUUAUGAGAUUUUGCAGACACAGAAGAAAAAAAUCAGACACUGCUCAAACUCAGUAUAUCAGGCAAAGCUGGACAAGGAGAGGAUUGAAGCCUCUAGAGAGGAUGAGGAAUUGGAGAAUUUUUUCCAAGACAAUAACAGACAGAGAGCACAGGCCAAGUUUCAUCAGUCUUUUAUCUCUGACAACCCAAAGUCCAGCUCCUUGAGUGACCUUACGCAAGAAAGCCUGUAUGGUCAAGCAAGGUGUUACUCAGCUUCUGGCCUCUGUCCGCCACAUAGGAGUACCCUGGCCUGGGUCUCCUCUGUUACUACCCCAGAGCCCUUUCAGAUGACAGUGAGAGAAUCACUUAAGAAGUUCCGAUGUCUGCCAUCUUGUGCCUCAUUUGAACAAAGAAAACAACAAGCAGAGAAGCAGAACCAAGAGGAAGCUGAGUGCCAGAAGAAAUUCCAGGCUCAGCCAGUGCCCGCUCAUGUCCAUCUGCCCCUCUAUCAGGAGAUCAUGGAACGGAAUGAGGCCCGAAGACAAGCAGGAAUCCAGAAAAGGAAAGAAUUGCUCCUUUCUUCUCUUAAGCCCUUCAGCUUCCUGGAAAAGGAAGAGCAAAAAAAGGAAGCCAUUCGACAGAAGGGCUCAGUAGCAAUGAUUCAGUUGAAGUCUUCAAAGCAAAAAGUCACCAAGAAGAUCCCCAAGUCGGUCUUGGAGCCAGCCCUGGGUGACAAGCUCAAAGAAUCUGAACUGUGCAGGAAACUCCGUAUACAGAGACGGGCUACUGACCUCCUGCAGACAGCUUCAUCCCCCAUCACUUCUAAUAGAUACACUGAUCCAAAGUCUCGAAUAUCCACUCGAACAUGGCAAGAAAAACUCGGUUUCCUGCAGAGAGACUUUGCUUUCCGACCUAGGGUGAAUCCCAGUGUCCCUGACUUUCAGGGUCUUUACUGGGCCUUCCAAAAAGAAGCUGCCCAAAAAAGGGAGAACCGAGAAGCGACACAGAACAAACCAUUCCAGCUGAGAACUGCUAGUCUCCAUCACUGCCAGAGGCCCAGCAAGGAAGCAACAGAACCAAAGAAUGCUUCACAGUCAUCCAUGGCUCCAUUACAAAGGAGCCAUUCUCUGAAUGGUCUUGCCUCCCUCUCCCCUAACACCCUUCCAGUACAUAUCACAGAUGCCACCAGGAAAAGGGAAUCUGCUGUCAGAUGCUCACUUGAAGAAAAGAAAGAAAAAGAGAAUGAGAGUGCCCGCUGGUUGGAACAACAUAGGAAGAAAUGUCGAUCUAUGUUUAAAUCUGUGACCUCACGAGCAAAAGCCAUGGAUCCCCAUAAAAGCUUGAAGGAGACAUACAGAGCAAAGCUUAAAGAGAACUGGCUCAAUGACCAAAAGAGAACAAAAGAAUAUAAAGAAGAACUGGAGGAAAUGAAGAGGAGAGUCCAGAAUAGACCCUAUCUCUUUGAACAAGUGACCCAGGUCUGUGCCAGGAAAGAGGCCGAGCGCAGAUACCGAGACAUAUUACGGAAGGUUGGUUUGGAUGAGGACUUUGUGAGGAACAAAGGGCAAGAUGCCAUUGAUUUGGAAUGGAGUGAAGAAGACAAGGAAGGAACUGAUUCCCCCAGCCUCCAUGAAGCCAAGGAACUCUUGGGCAGUAGUCCAUAGCAAGAUUCAGAAGAAUCCUUAGAAGAAAUGAAACCUACUCCCUUGGAGGAAGAUUUUAUGGACCUGCCCUUGGAAUCACCAGAUACUUUGAAACAACUAGUCUGAUGGUUUUUCUCUCGUUACUGAAAAAAAAAAAAAGGCUAAGCCGCAAGGUUGGGGUUUUGAGAGAGGAUAGACCAAGAAGCAAUGGAGGCUUCUUGGAGAAUUGUUUUACAUGUGGGCUUGUGGGUUAGUAUUUAAGCUCAUACAGUUUUGGAGCACUAUAGAAAGUGCCCAUUCUAACCCUCUUUUGAAUCCAUGAAUUUCUGCUUUUUACUAUCAUAGAUGACUUACUUCUUUUCCAGGACUUUGAUCCAUCAAUCAUCUGCCUUCUUUUUGCAUCUUCAAUCUUCUCCAUCGAAUCGUUCCUUCUAUCAUCACACAUUCUCAGAUCUCUACCAACCUAAACAAAAAACCCCAAACCUUUCUCCUCCACUCCAACUCCCAUUCCAAUUUUCUUCUCUUUUUUUAACUGCUUUAACUUAUUAAAAAUCACAGAAUCUCAGAACUUUGGAAAGGAUUGCAGUAAUCUGCAGUAAAUCUUCAAACUAUACUUGGCAGGGAAAAUGCUCCAUGACAAGUUCCAAAAGACGUGGUUAUCCAGCCUUUGUUUGACUACUUCAGAGAGGAGUCACCCACUACUUUUUGAGGGAGCCCAUUCUACUUUUGAACAGUUCUCAUUGUAAGAAAGUUUUUCCUUACUUCAUACUCAAAUUUGCAUCUUUCCUGAUUCUACUUAUUGCUCCCUAGUUUUGCCUUCUGGAACCAAAUAGAAAAAGUCUAAUGUCCAAAAUGAUAACUUUUUGGAUAUUUGAAAAUAAUUCUCUCCUGAGCCUGCUCUUCUCCAGGCUCUAAGCAUCCCUAGUUCCUUGAACCAGUCCUCAUGUGGCAGAGGUUCAAGGCCCCUCACCACUUUGGAUGCUUUCUACCUUUCUUAAAUAUGAGCACAUUUUAUCAGACUGUGGCCUGACUAGAGCAAAGCUCAAUGGAAUGAUCACCAUCUUAUUCCAGGAUGCCAUAUUUCAGGGUUGAUCCCUCCACUUCUUUACUGUUCCCUCCUCCUUUAGUCCCUUCUAAUCUGGUUUCUGUUCCCAGAACAGAAAUUAUAAACUGAUAAUUGAUAGAUCCAUUAACCCCUUCUUAGUCCUAAUCAUUUUUUGCUGAAUUUAAUAAAAUUCUCCUUGAACUCUGCAACAUUUUAUAUUGUUAACAUCUCUUUCCACUUCUCUAAACCUUUUGCUUUUUUGAUACUUUGACCUUGUGGUUUUCUUCCUGCCUCACUAAUCAUGACUGUGUCUCCUUCCUCAUGUAUGUAGGUGUUCCCCAAAGUUCCGUCUUCAGCACAUACCUGUCUAUUAUAUAUAUAUUCUCUCUUCACCAAAUCACCUAUUCCCAUGGCUAUAAUAUUACUCUUAGGGGGGGUAGCUGGGUGGCUCAGUGGAUUGAGAACCAGGCCUAAAUACAGGAAGUCCUGGGUUAAAAUCUGGCCUCAGCCACUUCCGUAGCUGUGUGACCCUGGGCAAGUCACUUAACCCACGUUUCCUAGCCCUUACUGCUCUUCUGCCUUGGAACCAAUGCCAACUAUGGAUUCUAAAAUGAAAGGUAAGGAUUUGGGUUUUUUUUUUUUUAUUGUUACUCUUAUGGAUGACUCCUAAAAUUAGAACUCUAGCUUCAACCUUUCUUCUGAGCUCCUGACCCAUAUUUAUUGGGCAUCUGUCUCCAAUACUCUAGAUCUGUCAUCUCAUUAAUAUGCAUGCUUUCUUCAACAAAGAAGAUUGCAAGGGACAGCUAGGUGGCUCAGUGUAGAGAACCAAGUCUGGAGAUGGGAGGUCCUAGGUUCAAAUCUGGCCUCAAAUACAUCCUAACUUUGUGACCCUGAGCAAGUCUUAACCUCCAUUGCCUAGAUCUUGCUGUUCCUCUGAAGGUUAAAAAAAUCAAAAACAAAGAUUGCACUACAUCUAUACCUGCCCUUCCUAUUCAGAACAUAUCAAUUUCCUCCCCUUAAUUCUCCAUGGAGGGUCUACCCAAUGUACUCGAGUGUUCCUUAAAGCGUUUUUGAUACUGCGAUGUCCCGGGGCAGCACAUAGGUCUAUUAGUUAUCCUUCAUUUUCACCAUGCAACCCACUCCUUUUUACCAUGUAUUUCUUUAACAAUAUCCUUUAGAAUAUACCUCCCAUAUAAUUCCUUAUUUUAAUGUGUUGCCAUCUGUUCAUGCCAGCCAUGCACUCUCCAUUGCCCUUUGGGUCAUACUCGGCUUCAGUUCUGUGGAGACUUUUGUUCUGUAUUCCUUUAAUCACCGCCAUACAAAGUCAGAAGAAUAUUGGUAUUCAAAGGACAGGCCUUUAUUUUAGGGAACAGCUUGAGGUCAUUAAAAAUCACACAUUUCCCAAAGGUAAUAGUUAUUUCCUCCUCUUCUUGGUCAACUUUGGGCUAAUCUCAUCCAUUUGCAGCAACUGCUCAAGCUGUAUCCUGGACCUGGACCUGGGCACCCCCCCCCCCUCGUGAUCGAGCCAGCCUGGCCUCCACACCUCACACGACACUCAUCUAUUUCUGUGCCUUUUUUCUGUCUUUCUCACACACCUGGAAUACACCUCACCACCUCCCAGACCCUCUCUCCCUUUAGCACCAUCUUGGGCCUAAAGCCUUUCCUGACCCCUCUCAACUCUUCAUGCCCUUCCGCCCAAACUCCCUUGUAUCUGACUGUCCAUUUGCUUUCUGUUUAUGUUGUAUAGAUUUCCAUGUUCUCAUCCUUCCCCGUUGGAAUGGAAACUCCUCGUGAUUAGGGACUGCUUCAUCCUUUGUACUUAACAUCCCCCACACCUGGUACAGUGGCACAUAACAGGCGCUUAAUAAACUCUUGUCUAAAAUAAGUCAUACUUUGACCACUGGGCUUUUCCUGUGUGGUUAGCAGGCCAAACGCGUGUUUGUAGAUCUAGAGAAGACUGCACUGCUGAGGCCUCAAUACAAUAAGUACAAAGUCAUGCAAAUAGGAGCUGUUAUAGCACCAUCUGUAGGAAAAAAGUCCUUAUUUUGGUCCUCACCAGACCUCUGUGCUUGAAGUGAAGGCCUUUAGUGAGUAUAUAUCUCCCUGUUUUAGCACUUGCUAUAACAACUGGAGAAUCAUUACAUGAGGUUCUUGCUGUUGUUAUAAAGAAUCUUUUUCUUUUCACUUUAAGUAUUUUCUUCAUCCAAUUACAUAAAAAAUUUUUUACAUUCAUUUUUUUUAAGAUUUUGAGUUCCAAAUUCUCUCCCUCCUUUCCUCAAGAUAAGCAAUUUAAUAAAGGUUAUACAUGUGCUAUAAGGAAUGUUGGGGAAAUUCUGACAUGUGCAUGGGAAGGCACAUUGUUGGGGAAGAGCAUUUUGUUUUUAUAAAAGACAAGCACAGUGACAUGGUGUAGAAUUCUCUGCCUCUUUUGGCAAGUUGUGUCAUGGUAAAGAUAAGGUCUACUAUGAAAUAUUGCUUACAAAAGCCACAUAGAUUCAACAAGGAUGUCCUUGAUGUACAUUAUUAUUAUUAUAGAAAUUUUGUAUAGAUUGGAAAGGCAUGUGGGCUGAUGGUUGCUGAUGGCACCUUUUAAUGGUAAUAAGGCCUGAGAUUUCCCCCCCAAUUUUUUUCGUGUCUUUCCCAUCUUCAGAUACUUUGAGAAUGAAUCCUUCAGUUUCCUCAGAACUGUUGCAUGCAGAUGUCUUCUAUAUAUCCUUCCCUGGUCCAAACCAACUGGUUUUCCCACAUUUUCUUUAGUUCCACUUCCUCAAUAAGUAUAUAAAUGUAACUUCAGAUAGGGCUAGAAUGUUAGAGCUCAUAUAUAGUGGCUCCACUGACAGUGCAGCAUUUGUUAGAAAAAAACGUGGAUCUUGUCCAGCUUUUGGUUGGUGGUUGUCCUCUUUCAUCCUUAAUGCCGUUGGGAUAACUUAGUUCACUUUCUUUUGACCUUUCUCUAAAUUCAGUAGAGUACAAGACUCUUGGCAAGGGAAAGGAAAUGCAGGAAUAUACAUCCACUUUUUUCAGAGAACAAAGCUUGGGGUUGAAGUCAGAAGCUAAGAAUAAGGCAAAUUUGUUCCAAAUGAUGAAUACAGUUACUGAAUCCUUCAUGCAUGAGGUCAGAUUUGCAUACUGCAUGUUGACAGCACCAUCAGUUUGUAUGCAAAUAAGUUACGAUUUCCAUUCUGUUUGCUUCAUUGAAACAUGAAGUUCACAUAAAGAACAUGAAAAAUGAAAUGGAUAAUUUUGGUUACAUUAAAUUAAAAUGACUUUGUACACAGAAAAUCAAUGCAACCAAUAUUAGAAGUGAAACAACAAAUAGGGAAAAUUUAUAGCAGGUGUCUGACAAAGACCUCAUUUCUCAAAUAUAUAGAGCCAAGUCAAAUUUAUAAGAAUACAAAGCAUUCACCAAUCAAGUGGUCAAAGGCAAUGAAAUGAAAAUGAAAAAUGAAAACCAGUCAUAUUAAAAAAAUCACUUAAAGAAAUGCAAAUUAAAACAAUUUUGAGAUACCACUUCAUACCUAUCAGAUUGGCUAACAUGAUGAAAAAGGAAAAUGAUAAAUGUUGGAGGGGAUGUAGAAAAAUUAGGACACUAAUACACUGUGUAACUGCAAACUGAUAUAAACAUUAUGGAAAGCAAUAUGGAACUAUGCCCAAAGGGCCAUAAAACUCUGCAUAUCCUUUGACCCAACAAUAUCACUACUGAGUCUAUCCCAAAGAAAUCAGAGAUAGGGGGAAAAGGAUUAUUUGCAUUAAAAUGUAGCUCUUUUUGUAAAGUGGCAAAGAAUUGGAAACUGAGGGAGUGUUCAUCAACUAGAGAAUGGGUGAAACUGGUAUAUGGGUGUAAUGGAAAAACUAUUUUGCUGUAAGAAAUGAGGAAUGGGAUGGUCCUGAAAAACCUAGGCAGACAUAUGAAUUGGUACAAAGUGAAGUGAGCAGAACUAGAACAAUGUAUUAUAGUAACAGAAAUACUGUAUAAUCAUCAACUGAGAAGGACUAAACUAUGAUCAGCAAAACAAGGCUCCAAGAUAAACCCAAGGGACCUAUGAUAAAAAAUGCUGUCCACAGCCAAAGAAGGAACUAUUGGAGUCUGAUUGCUGAUCAAAGCAUGCCAUCUUUUCCUUCAUAAGUUUUUUAUUGUAUGUGUGAUGUGUCUUUUGUCAUAGCAUGAGGAAUUUUAUGUAUUGCAUGAAAGCACUGAUAUAACCUGUUUUCUAACUAUUAAUAUUAACUAUAUAAUAUUAUAUAACUAUUUUCUGGCUCUGGGAGGGAGGGAAAGAAUCUAAAUUGCAAAAUAUCAGAAAACAAUUGUCAAAAUUGUCAAUAAAGUUUAAAAAAUUUGAAAACUCAA